Messenger RNA from Austrofundulus limnaeus, 1814 nucleotides. It is a transcript of the gene yipf5, whose product is annotated as Yip1 domain family, member 5. Bases 97 to 870 code for a protein of 257 amino acids. NCBI's taxonomy places the organism in Eukaryota, Metazoa, Chordata, Actinopteri, Cyprinodontiformes, Rivulidae. The transcript has 6 exons. The record is from RefSeq and is a predicted model, not a curated record. Gene Ontology annotation, biological process: regulation of ER to Golgi vesicle-mediated transport; vesicle fusion with Golgi apparatus; endoplasmic reticulum to Golgi vesicle-mediated transport. Gene Ontology annotation, cellular component: membrane; trans-Golgi network.
ACUUCCCGUCUGCUACUUUUCUCCCUGACACGUAGCAGCUACUGUCAAGUUGGCAGGGCUCUGGUUAGAGUUGUCCGCUGUUAUACAGAGUAAACAAUGUCAGGGUUUGAUAACUUCAACACAGACUUUUACCAGUCCAGCUACAGUGUAGAUGACCAAAGCCAGGGUGGCUAUGGCUACACCAACUCUGAAAACCCCUACAACAAGCCGUACGGUCAGUAUGAUUACUCCCAGCCUAUGGCCUAUUCUACCCCGGGAAUGAUGCAGCCUCAGCAGCCGUACACAGGACAAAUCUUCCAGCCCACACAGACCUACAACCCAUCCACGUCACAGUCCAUGUACAGUAACAGCUUCGAUGAUGAGCCACCACUGCUAGAAGAAUUAGGCAUCAAUUUUGACCACAUCUGGCAGAAGACUCUGACGGUGCUCCAUCCAAUGAAAGCAGCAGAUGGAAGCAUCAUGAACGAGACAGACCUGGCUGGCCCGAUGGUCUUUUGUUUGGCCUUUGGGGCAACACUCCUUUUGUCAGGUAAAAUCCAGUUUGGUUAUGUGUACGGCAUCAGUGCGAUCGGCUGCCUCGCCAUGUACUGCCUGCUCAACCUAAUGAGCAUGACAGGCGUGUCGUUCGGCUGCGUGGCUAGCGUUCUGGGAUACUGCCUCCUCCCCAUGAUCCUCCUCUCCAGCUUUGGWGUCGUCCUCUCAUUACAGGGUAUGAUGGGGAUUAUAUUAACAGCAACAAUCAUUGGCUGGUGCAGUUUCUCCGCCUCCAAGAUCUUCAUCUCAGCUUUGGCCAUGGACGGGCAGCAGUUAUUGGUCGCUUACCCCUGCGCUCUGCUAUACGGAGUCUUUGCACUCAUCUCUGUCUUCUGAAAAGAAAAGAACACAAUAAUCAUUGCACAACAGUUCAAAAUAACUGCUCACAAAUUUCUGUAAUUUCAGUCUAAUUAGCACUGUGUAAUUAGUGUAAUCAUUGGCUAAUUGCACAGUUGCUGCAGAAAAAUGGACGCUCCCAUCUAAAACAACACUUCUGUUUUUCUUUUUAAUAAGCCUCCUCCUCCCACCACAUUCCAAGUUGAAGGGUGGAGUGCAGCCUGACUCUCCUGAAGCUUGCUCCCUUCAUGCACCUAAAAGUAGAGGACUGUUCAACAGAUUUGGUGGAAGAUAACACCUGUGGACCACAUUGAGCCUUACAUGGGCUUAGUUCAGUCCAAUGAUUAUUAUUUUUUAUUUAAAGGACACAGAGCAAAAGGCAACCAAAAUAUUUACACAGUGGAGUCAGUGUAUUUUCGACACAUAAGGGGAAAACGUUCCUAAUUGUUUUACGAAGGACCAAGCUGAAAAAGAAGCCGUAAAUCAUGGUUUUAUUUUUCUAAGCCUUUUCUGGCAAACACCCACAGAUUCUACAAGAAAAAGACGAAGGGAAACACCUUUGUCAGACAACUUCUGCUCCUUUAUGUUUCAGAAGAGUAAAAAAAAGAGAUUGUUCUCCCAAAAAUACUUUUUUGGUCCAGAACUUUGGAGCAGUGAAGUCCACCAGUACCAUCAGAAAAACCUGCUAUAUCUUGUGAAAUUGAUUUAAAUUUUUUUGCUAAUUGUUUUGCACAGAAACAUUCUAGACUUCUCAACAAAUUUGAUUAGAUGAUGAGUAAUUGGUCCGAAACAUAGUUUAUUUGUCCAAACUCAGACAUUUUUAUAUAGUUUUUUGUCAUUUACUCCCUCGCAUCUUACCUAAUUUUAGAAGCUGUUCCCUCUGUAUGCUUUGAUGCCGUUUGUUGUUCCUGUCUUUUCAUGCACAUUAAAACUGGUUUUGAAGA